GCAUCGCUCUUGCGCCCCGGUCGAGUUGCCCUAACUCUCUCUACGUCUCCACCGUGCGGCGGAACCCCCGCCGAGAUGGCCACUGAAGAAGACGCGAGCAAACUCCAAUCCAGGAAGAAGAAGAAGAAGAUGUUGUUGAAGGAACCGAGCAAGGAGGAGGAGAAGAAGAAGAAGAAGAAGAAGGCGAAAAAGGAUAAAUGGGGCCAACCGGUUCUCGACUCCUGGGAUGAGCCGCAGCAACAAGAAGAAGAAGAAGAAGAAGAAGAAGAAGAAGAAGCAGGUGUGGGUGGUGGUGGUAGUGGUGGUGGUGGUGGUGAUGAGGAUACGUACGAGCGCAAUAAGGUGGUGGUGAGCGGAAUGCCCUACUCCGCCACCGAGCAGCAGAUUCGAGAGCUCUUCGACGGCGUCGGCGCCGUUCGCCAUCUCCACCUCUCCCGCUUCCCCGACUCGGGAAACUUCAGCGGCCUCGCCUUCCUCACAUUCCAGACUGAGGAUGAUGCAACGAGUUCUCUUAAGCUUGAUGGAUUCAAAAUGGGUAACAGAUUCAUAAGGGUCGAGCGUUGCAGACUCGAUUCCACGAGGAAAAGGAGGAGAGAGUUCAUUAGCGAACCCGAGAAGGUCGACGGCUGCUGCUCGGCAUAUGUCGGGAAUCUCUCAUGGGAUGUGACAGAAGACGAUAUAAGGGGCUUCUUUGAAGAAUCUAAGAUUGCUUCUAUAAGAUUUGCCUUUGAUAAGAAGACGGGUAAUUUCAGGGGCUUCUGUCAUGUAGAUUUCGAGGAUGAUGAGUCACUGGAGAGAGCUAUGAAGAAAGACCAGGUUGCGCUGCAUGGCAGGCCAAUAAAGAUAGCUUAUGCAGUUGGCAAUAGGAACUGAACCAACAAGCUUUUCCCAAAAGCUCCUUUACUAUUGAUCAUUUGGUAAAUCCCCAAACGCCGUUAAGUGCUUCCUCAAGAACCAUAUUUAUCCCCCUGUACUCGAAAUUUUAUAAAUUCUUAACAUGAAGAGCUAUAAUUGGUUUUAAUUAAGGUUUCAGAGUGGCUAUUAUCUAUUUAGAUGAUAAAUUUUAUUUUGGUGGGAAAUAGUACCAAAGAUACAACAGUUAUGAGGUAAAUAACUGUCAAUUGAUGCCUAAAGGGGCGUAUAUGUUAAUAUAAGUGUAGAGGGAUAAAUUUGCUAUGUUGACUCAAAAUUCUUCUUGAAUAUGUGUUUGAAUACCCCAAUAUGAACAUGGGUGGCGUAUUGUUUCAUUC
Messenger RNA from Ananas comosus (pineapple), 1250 nucleotides. RefSeq names its product nucleolin 2-like. NCBI's taxonomy places the organism in Eukaryota, Viridiplantae, Streptophyta, Magnoliopsida, Poales, Bromeliaceae. The record is from RefSeq and is a predicted model, not a curated record. Gene Ontology annotation, molecular function: RNA binding. Bases 76 to 873 code for a protein of 265 amino acids. The transcript has 3 exons.